AUGGUGUCCAAAAUUGCGAAGAGAACCCCCACAAAAUCCAUCAAGAACAGGAGAAACAUCGCCCAGCAGUGCCGCCGUGGCCGGAAGAAGUCUCCGAUCAAGAAUGCCUCUGCCACGGCCUCCGCGGUGGUUGCUUCCAUCAACAAGUCCAUUUAUACUUGCCAACGCCGCCUUAUCAAGAUUUUCACAAAAUUAGCUCGCAUUGCCACCCCGAAGAAGACCCCACAUAAGAAAGGGUACCAAUUCCUUCAAAAAGUCCAUGCGGACCCGCCAAAUUCUACCCGCAGAUCACUGUUUCAUGAAAAGAUUCCUCUACCUCCGUUGCUUUCGCCUGAGAAGAAGACUAUUUUUCUCGACUUAGACGAAACCUUGGUGCAUUCCAAGCCAAACCCACCUCCUGAGAAGUACGAUUUCAUUGUUAGGCCAGUGCUUGAUGGAGAAAAGGUCGAAUUCUAUGUGUUGAAGAGGCCAUUUGUAGAUGAAUUUUUGGAAUUUUUGAGCCAGAGAUUUGAGAUCGUGGUGUUCACUGCUGGAAUUGAGGAGUAUGCCUCGCUCGUGCUCGAUAGGUUGGACUGGAGAUCCCGGAUAUCAUAUCGACUGUACCGGGAUUCGUGCAAAGAAGUUGAUGGGAAAUUUGUGAAGGAUUUGUCUGAGAUUGGGAGGGAUCUCGGGAGGGUGGCCAUCGUUGAUGACAAUCCGAAUUCAUACAUGUUUCAGACGGAUAAUGCCAUUCCUAUUCGACCCUUUGUCGAUGAUCUAGGAGAUGGAGAAUUGAAGAAGUUGAUUAAAUUCUUUGAAGGACGCGAUUCAAUUGAGGACAUGAGGGAUGUUGUGAAGGUUUAUCUUGCUGAUCAAGAAGGGGAAAAGAAGGUGGAAGUUUAG
This is a messenger RNA of Fraxinus pennsylvanica, 882 nucleotides long. NCBI's taxonomy places the organism in Eukaryota, Viridiplantae, Streptophyta, Magnoliopsida, Lamiales, Oleaceae. The record is from the annotation of a GenBank genome assembly.